Messenger RNA from Tetrahymena thermophila SB210, 2358 nucleotides. Its product is annotated as phage head-tail family protein, putative. Gene Ontology annotation, cellular component: plasma membrane. Lineage: Eukaryota; Ciliophora; Oligohymenophorea; Hymenostomatida; Tetrahymenidae. The record is from RefSeq and is a predicted model, not a curated record. The transcript has a single exon. Gene Ontology annotation, molecular function: calcium-activated cation channel activity.
AUGUCAAAUAUAGCUAAGACAUUUGAUAUCCCUUUGCUGCCAAUAAACCAUAGUCAUAAUGGGGUAUAAGAGCCCUAAUCUACUUCAAAUACAUUCAACUAAAGUUAAAAGCUCAAUGAAUUAAAGUAAACAUCAACUAUUAAGAGUCAAGAGCAAGUUAAUAAAAUGAUUGAAGAUCUAUAUUGUAAGGUAGAUUUUGAUAAAAUACCUGGAGAUUUUGUUCUUGCAGAAGAUCACAGAAAGGCAACCAGAGUAGGGCCUGAGUUAAAUGAACAAGAAAAAAGAACUCUCAGCUUAGGUGAUGACUGCAACAAGUGCGAUUGUUGUGGGAGAAACGUAGAAAGAAAACCUUUAGAUUUAAAUUGUAAAAUUACAGAUUUAAGCUUUUUAGGUUCUGGAUUUCCUAUGUUUUUUUAGUUCGUGAAGCUGAUUAUACUUUAUCUUGUGAUUAUUCUUUUGUUGAGCGGGUUAUAUAAUAUAUUUUAGAAUGAAAAAGGUUCAGAGUGUUAGCCUAUUAAUACUAAGCUAACCUGUUAUAAGAAUUGGGUGAAUGUUUAUACUUUAGGAAAUAGGUCUAGCGAUGAGAGUAGCAUUUUUAUGUAGCAAUGGCUAAAUCUUUUGACUAUAUUUGCUUUAAUAGCUUAUACUUAAUACAUUAUUUACACAUAAAGACAGUUAGAUUAAAUAGCAGAUGAGGUUUGCAUUUCUCCUGGAGAUUAUACUGUUAUGAUUAGCAAUAUUCCUAUAGAAAUAUAGGUUCCAGGAUUCCCAAAUAUUGACUAUGAUGAUGAUUUGAAAGAAUUCCUUGAAAACCGUUGUCUUAUAGGAAUUCCUUUAAAAGUUGUUAGAGUUAAUAUGUGCUAUAAUUUGACUGAGCUUUAGAAGUUAAAAGAGAAAAAAGAAAAAGUGAUUUAGCAAAAAUAAAAGUUACUGAAGGACUAAAUCAAAAAGUAGAAGUUUAGUGACUCAACAAGUAUACUCGAGUUUGAUUAGAAUAUUAAAGAAAUAAAUAAAGAAAUAGAGCAGUUUGAAUUCAAAAUGGGAGACGGUAAAGGCACUGAAUUCAUGAAAAAGUACUUUGUGGGUAUAGCACUUGUCACUUUCUAGUCAGAAUAAGAGAAAGAGGAUAUCAUAGAAUUAGCAAAAAACAAGCAAAUUAUUUACAGAAAAAAUGUUUUAAGAAUCAGACAAGCUCCCGAACCAACUGAAAUAUUCUGGGAAAAUUUAAAUGUCUCUCUUAUAAAUAGAAUAGUUAGGAUAGCAAUAGCAAUAAUAAUUGGUUUGCUUUGCCUCUUUUGUGGAUCACUAAUCAUUUAUUUAUUAUGCUAUGUUUAGUAUAACUAUACAAAAAAUAGGAAAGAAGUUAUGACCUUUAAAGAAAAGGCUAUUAUUUAGUCUUUCUCUUUUAUGAUUUCCACUUUGAUCUUUGUCAUUAAUUUAUUCCUUAUAAAAGCAGUUAGAGAAGUUGUUAACUUUAAGAAGUUGCACACAAGAACAAAUUAUAAUUUAGGCUUUGCUUAUUUCUUAUGUUUGGCUCAAUUCGUCAACAGUAUACUUAUUCCCUUGUUAGUCAAAAUUAUCCUAAAUGAUACGACAUACUAUUCUAUGUUAUAUAACAGAGCGGGUGUUUUGAAUAACUAAAAUAGUAUCUUUCUAUUUAAUACCUUCCUACCAAUAAUCAUGUUUUUAAUCAGUUAUCCUAAUUUAAUUAAAAAUUACUUCAGAAAUAAAGUAUUAAAAGAUAAAGAAAAAUGUGUUCUAACUCAAAAGGAACUUCUUACCACAUUCGAAGAGCCUCCUUUUAUGAUAGAAUUCUAAUAUUCUUAAACAAUGAGAACACUUUUUAUGACUCUAGCAUAUUGCACUGUAAUGCCUAUUUGUAUCUUAUAUUCUAUUUUAGCUCUAACGAUUUAAUACUUCACUUCAAAAUACGACCUAAUAAAAAGAAGAACAGUUCCUUAUAAUAUGGGAUCAUCUUUAAGUUACAAUAUGAUAGAAAUGCUCAAAAUGUCAAUUAUAAUUUAUUCCUUUUCAGCUUAUUUCUUCAUUUAAAUGACUACUGAUACUGACUACUAUGAUUUUCCUGCCUUGAUUGGUAUUAUUGUUGCAAUAGCACAUUUUUUCGUACCAAUAAAACUAGUUAAUUAAAAAUACUUUUAAACCUAAAACGCUCCCCCAAAUCAGGAAAUCUAUGAUUAAGUUAAACUUAAUUUUAUAACUGACUAUGACAGAGAAAACCCUGCAACCAAAAGGCAAGCAACUAUAGAUUACUUAAAAAUUACAGAAAAAAAAUAAUAUUUUUAAAAUGAGCUGCUUAUCAGUUAGCUUAUGACAUCAUAAGAAGGUGACAAUUCUUGA